AUGCAUUUCAAAGUUAUUUAGUAAUAUCUGAUUCAAAUAUUUUAUUCAAGGUUUCUCUUUGAAUUAUUGUACUGUCUAACUAAAGUAGGAAAGAUAAAUUUAGAUUUACUUGAUAUAGCAGCUAGGAAGAACUAAAAAAAUAACUUUACGAAGAGGAACUUCAGUCGAAACUCAAAAAUCAAAAAUUUCAUAUCCUGUAAUCCUUAUUAUCUAUUUACUAAAUAGAUAUGGGAUAAGAAGUAAUUGCACCUUUCAGAAAUUGAAGUAGAGAAGCAUAAUAAUUUUAUUAAAAUUGUUCAAGUGAGUUUCUUGUAAAUGAACUGUGAAAUAAAUUAGUAAAUUUUAUAAAGUAUGGAGAUUGUAUCUAUUCUUUUUGAAUAUAUAAAUAGUCGAUUUUAAUUGGCAUUAUCAUUAAUAUAAAAUUAUAUACGUAUGUUGAAAAAAUUACUUAUAUUGAUUGCAUCACUCAAUAGCGUUUUCAGUUAAACUAUAGAUUGCGCAGGGAUGAUUCAGACUACAUGUACUGCUGCUGGGUAUUGCUUUUGGACAGGGACAGCUUGCCGACUGGCUGAGUGUCACAAAGUUAGUGACAUCAGGGCUUGUAGAUCUAGUUUAAAUGGGUUUCUGGUCCUGAAUAAUAAAUGUGCAGAGAUCCCUUCGAUUAAUUCUAACUUUCUGAAUUAAUGUAUGGAAUUUGAUCAGACUACUAUGAUGUAUUCUUAUGUAAAGUUUCCUUCAGACAUUACAUAAUUAUCUUCAAGUCAAACAACAGGUGGUUAUCUUGUUACUACUAUAAUGACUGCCAGGUACACUUCAAAAUACAAGUAUGAGAUAGUAACAGUGAACAUUUUGACAGCCUCCACAUCAGAAUUGAUGAAUAUUAUGAAUGCCUAUAUUUAGAUGCAAUAUGAUUUAGCUGAUACUCAGAUACACCCCAUGUAUCUAGAGAAGGCGAUCUAUGAAUCUAUGUAAGCUAUUCGAGACGAUGUCGCCUUGACUCUUACUGGUACAACAAAUAAAAGAUAGGAUUAUUACACUCUCUUAUGGAGGAUGACAGAUGCCUACUUUCUAAAAUUAAGAGCAUAUCAGCCCUUCUAUAUUUCGAAUAAAUAUUUGAUCAAUUCUGGGUUUUCUCAUUUCAAUCGCUUUUCCCUGACAUUAGGAUCUCAAUAUCAAACUACUCAAAUUUCUUGGACUUCUUAUAAUGAUAACGGAUAUUUGGAAUUGCUAGUGAUUCCUGCUGAAUAAUUUGGUAUCCUUUCCUCCUUAUCAGAUAUAUUCAUAAUUAGACCAUCAAAUAUAGAUGGUAGUGAUGCAACUCUAACUUAUUCUCUAUAAUGGACAUGGUCAUACACAGGUACUUAACCCACAAGUAGUGCUAAUUUAUAUACUUUUGAUAAGAUUGAGAUGAAUGGAUUUACUUCUCAAGGUUCAGCAGGUUGUAAUACAUCUACAAAAACCUGCACCAUCAAUAUUUCAAGUCAAUCUACUACAAAAUCUUAUCUGAUUGCUGAAACUGCAAUUACUUCUUAAGUAGCAACAGGGAGAUAUUACACAAGAUGUAGAUUAGGACGUUUUACAUGGAGUGGAACAUCAUGUGCUUGA
This is a messenger RNA of Paramecium tetraurelia, 1605 nucleotides long. RefSeq lists its product as uncharacterized. The record is from RefSeq and is a predicted model, not a curated record. The transcript has 2 exons. NCBI's taxonomy places the organism in Eukaryota, Ciliophora, Oligohymenophorea, Peniculida, Parameciidae.